AUGGCGAAUGACAUUCGACAGAAAAGAAAACGGGCUUCAGACAAAGUAUCAGUGGAAAUUGAGGAUGCAGGGCUCAGCUCAGACUUGUCGGACAUCGAAGAUGAAUUUAUUCCCAAAACUCCGAAGAAAAAGAGGAAGAAGAAGGCCGGAAAAGAAUCCCAAACAGUUUCCGAAGCGGUCAAGGUAGAUGCUGACGAGGAAGCUGAAGGCGAAGUCAAGAAAGCCCGCAGACCCAGGAGACCCAAGCCUGAGCCGGUUUACAUUAUCCAGGACGUGGAAAGACGCGACACAAAGUUUCGAGGCCGCCUUGGUUAUGCCUGCCUCAAUACAAUCUUGAGAAACAAAAAGCCUGCUUCAGACGCUGUGUUUUGCUCCAGAACUUGCCGAAUCGACUCUAUCAAGAAGAAUGGGAUGGAUUGGGUCAGAGAACUGGGUCGUAAGAAUGUGCAGGAUCUUAUUACCAUGAUACAAUGGAACGAGGACAAUAACAUCCGUUUCCUUCGCCUAUCUUCAGAAAUGUUCCCUUUCGCCUCCCACCCGAUCUACGGCUACUCCCUCGAGUACUGUUCUUCGCUCUUAGCUGAGGCAGGCGCGUUGGCGAAAAAAUACGGGCACCGAUUGACGACACAUCCUGGCCAGUUCACCCAGCUUGGUAGCCCUAAACCUGGCGUCAUCGAGAGUUCGAUCCGAGAGCUCGAGUAUCACUGUCAAAUGUUGGACUUUAUGGGCGUAGGGAAGGACGGUGUGACUAUCGUUCAUGGUGGUGGUGUGUACGACGACAAGCCCGGGACCAUAGAACGGAUCAAGACGACGAUCCGCGAUGUUCUACCUCAACAUGUGAGGGAAAGAUUGGUUUUGGAGAAUGACGAACUCUGUUAUAACGCAGAUGAUCUUCUUCCUAUAUGUGAAGAACUAGAUGUUCCUCUCGUUUUUGAUUAUCAUCAUGACGCACUCAAGCCUUCUUCCAUCCCACCUGCCGCGAUCAUAAAACGUACAAAUGCGAUUUUUGCUCGACGAGGCAUCCGGCCUAAACAACAUCUCAGUGACCCCCGGCCGGGCGCUGUCACCCUCAUGGAACGCCGAGCGCAUGCUGAUCGCUGUGAACGACUUCCCGAUGAGCUUGAACUAGAAGGAAUCGGAAUCGAUAUCGAUCUAAUGAUAGAGGCCAAGGACAAGGAGCAGGCGGUGUUGCAGUUGUAUAGGAUCUAUGGAUUGGAAGAAGUUAAAUACGAGUCUCUGCGCCCGCCUAAUGAGAAUCAGACCAAGGAGACCAAGGGAAGAAAGUCGAACAAGAAAGCGAAAAAGGGCGAACAAGCUAUGAUCGAUGGAGUUGAAGGUGAGGGCGAGGAUUCGGUCAACGUUGACGAGGAUAACGUCGAAGAUGGGGUAGGGGACAUGGUACAUGCAUAA
Molecule: messenger RNA, 1410 nt
Organism: Lentinula edodes (shiitake mushroom)
Lineage: Eukaryota; Fungi; Basidiomycota; Agaricomycetes; Agaricales; Omphalotaceae
Product: UV-endonuclease UvdE-domain-containing protein
Exons: 8
Coding region: 1-1410 (469 amino acids)
Biological process (GO): nucleotide-excision repair; response to UV; mitochondrial DNA repair
Cellular component (GO): mitochondrion; nucleus
Molecular function (GO): endonuclease activity
Source: RefSeq, a predicted model, not a curated record